AUAUAAAAUGGCGGAUCUGUUAAAAGGAUGUGUGAUGUGAAGAUGAGUACGAACACUUUCACAGACGAGUGUUAAUUUAUGCGGAUAAUAUCUAACUAUUUGUGUUUGUAUGAAUCACAAAUUUUAAUCCGAGCUCCAACGCUCUAAAUAUCUACUUAAAUUUAUGAAUAACGUUCCUAUUGACACUUCACAAGUUUCGGGGAAUAACAAUGGGUAAGAUAUCCAAAGUGGUGGUGUGUGGUAGUCCAUCUGUUGGAAAGACUGCUAUACUUGAACAAGCUAUUUAUGGAAGUCAUAUAGCGGGCCAGUCAAAUGAUUUUCCAACAGUGGAAGAUAUCUAUGUCUCAAUGAUUGAAACAGAACGAGGAGUGAAAGAAAAGGUCCGCUUUUAUGACACUGGGGGUUUAGACAGUGAUGUCCCUGAACUUCCAAAACAUUACUUCACCAUUGCAGAUGGUUUCCUUCUUGUCUACAGUAUUACAAGCAGAGAAUCAUUCAAACAAAUAGACAAAUUGAAAAAAGAAAUUGAUAAAUCAAGAGACAAAAAAGAGGUAUCAAUAGUAGCUGUUGGAAAUAAAGUUGACCUUGACCAUGAAAGAGAGGUUGAUUUCACAGUAGCUACAUCUUGGGCUCAUAAAGAAAAAG
Saccoglossus kowalevskii is the source of this 645-nucleotide messenger RNA. Its product is annotated as NF-kappa-B inhibitor-interacting Ras-like protein 2. The record is from RefSeq and is a predicted model, not a curated record. Gene Ontology annotation, biological process: Ral protein signal transduction; negative regulation of canonical NF-kappaB signal transduction. Lineage: Eukaryota; Metazoa; Hemichordata; Enteropneusta; Harrimaniidae. Gene Ontology annotation, molecular function: GTPase activity; GTPase activating protein binding; GTP binding.